UUUCGUCUUUCAAUUACUUUGUGGUGGGGGAUGCCUUGAUUAUACGAAUGCGCCCAGCACUUUGAUCUCGUGAUGGUCGUCAGCGGUGGUGAAAGCGUCGUAGGUUAUGUUUUUCUUUUUUAGUUUUUGCUGUCUUCGCCGUAGAUUCGCAAGGAGGAAUUAAGUAUUAACUUUGCUAUUUUAAUUAAUCCGUCACGUGAACAUACAGAAUUUAUUGUACUAAUGCUUUUAAAUGGCAGUAUGUUAUUUGGACAUAUGCAUUAAGUGGAAGUUCAUGAAUAGUUUUUGUAUUUACGAGCACCAUUGUUUUGUUGUCGUUAAUUUGUGUUUUGUUCAACUGUGCAGUUCGUAACUUAGAUCACUUAGAUCUUGUAACGUAGUAUAGGGCGUAUAGGGUUAUUACAGUCUGUUUAUAACGCUUAUAAACGCCGGUUUAUAACACUAUAUUAUCGAUUACAUGUUCGUUGUGGAGGCAGGUAGGACAUAACUUUGGAGAUCAGUUGGCAUUAAAAUGUCUGUGGAUAAUGCGUCCUUCUCGGUUGAUAUUGGAGGCAUGAGGGCAGAAUACAAGACAAAGUCAGAAACAUUUACAGAGAAAGAUCUGAAAGGAAAGGAACCGUUUGUUCAGUUCAGAGAAUGGUUUGAAGAAGCGUGUAAGCAUCCCUCAAUAAUAGAAGCCAAUUCAGUCUGUUUAGCUACUGCAACAAAAGAUGGAAUUCCUUCAGCUCGACAAGUGCUUCUUAAGGGAUAUGGACCAGAAGGCUUUAAAUUAUUCACAAAUUAUAACAGCAGAAAAGGUCAAGAACUUGCUGAGAAUCCCAAUGCUGCCUUAAGUUUCUAUUGGGAACCACUGAAGAAGGCAGUUCGAGUGGAAGGCCAUGUUGAGAAACUAUCAGCUUCUGAGUCUGAUGAGUACUUCCACUCGAGACCCAUACUGAGCCAGAUUGGUGCCGUUGUGAGUGAACAGAGCAAGCCAAUUGUCAGCCGGGAUGUCUUUAUCGAGAGACGGGCAAUGCUGUUGGAGCAGUAUGGGGAUGGGUCAGAACAGCUUCCUCGGCCCAAACACUGGGGAGGCUAUCUGGUGGUACCUGAAGUUAUAGAGUUCUGGCAAGGUCAGACUGAUCGGUUGCAUGACAGGAUUCGGUUCAGGAGGCCCAAGAGUGGGGAUGAGCCUGAUGGAGUCCUGUUACAUCAGGGGGACAAUGGCUGGGUGUAUGAAAGGCUUUCACCUUGAAUGGUAAACUGGUUGCACAUUACAGAUGUGCAGGUCAAAUUUUAUAUUUUUUACUUAUAUUGAAGUCAGUUUUUUUCUGUACAUUAUAUUAUUAUACUCAGUUUUAUGAAUAUUUAUACAUAUACACUUGGUCCUCGAUAUAUGGAUAGUUGAUAUGUGAACAGCUGUGCAUGUGAAUGCCAUAGAGACUCUUCAUUUUUGUUUUAGUUUGUUUAGUUUUAUCUACUUAUUUGCUUGUGGAUGUCUAGUGUGCUCUUUAAUAUUCAUUUAAAAGGUAAUCUACAUAAAAUAUUGUGACAUGACUGAAAUUCAGAAUAGUUUAACAAGAAAAGUCAUCCAUUGCUUGGCACAGACUGCAAAAAAAAACACCACUUCAGCAGUCUUCUGUCGUUGCAUGUGUAUCCGUUGUUGUGGAUGCAUGUAUUAGUUGCCAUGGAAACAUGUUUACCCAUCAUUGCUGCCUGACUUUUCUUGCUAAAUUAUUCUAGCUUUUGAGAUGUCAUGUCACAGUAUUAUACGUUAAGUAGUCUUUGUUCAUAAGCUGAAGUACUCAGCUACUACUAGUAACCCUAUUUCUUAUGAGGGAAAAAUAUUUUUUGACUGAAGAAUAACACUUAAUUAUGAAUGGUGUUUUUAAACAUAACUCAUUCGUAAGUUGAGGAUCAAGUAUGUAUUGAUACAUUCCUGUGCUCUUGCGUAUCGUAGCAUUAAAGUAAUGAAAUAGGAGACUGGUCCAGUAUUUUUCUGGCAUAUCACUGUAUGUAGUAAUAUUUUCAAUUUGUAAAUUUUGAACUCCAGGGAUGUAUGAAAAAUGUGCCAGGAAGUUUUACAUUAGGAAAUGGCUGUCACCAGAGCUGGAGUAGACAUGGGUAGUUCUAGAUCACCGUUUCUUUUUACACUGCCAUAAGAUGUAACUAUUAUUCUCAUUCCUAAAUCUGCAUUAUGAUAAUUUCCUCUCAUCUAUUGAACAGGGGCCUCUGUCUAGUUCUGAAGAGCCAUUUCCACCCCUGGUUGUGACAGAUAUUUUAGGUAUCAUUGGUAUCUUAAAGUAGACAGACAAGAAAUUUAGUUCACUACAGUGCAAAAAAUAGGAUACUGUAUAUUCUAGCCAUUAUAAAUUAUGUUUCUGACAAAGAGAUGAAAAUCAUGAGAUUAAUUUUACUUAAGUGCCAAAAGGGGACAUAAAAUAGUUUACUUUUGAUAAUUCUGGCCCUUAAGUUUUCACAGCUUAGGUUUAAUGUAUGUUUCUUCUGGGAAUAGGCCACAUAGAAUGCUGAAGGUUUUCCAACAUUCCGGCAAACAUUCCAGUUGCUGCAUUUAGAGUUAAUGUCCUGGGAGGAGGGGGUCUUGAAGCCCAUAUAUGGGUCUGGCAGUGGGUGGGAAGUGGGAAGAUAGGCUUUGGUAGCACCCCUCUCUUCAGUCCACCCAGCCACAGCUCCACCUCAGAUUCUGUACACUGUACACUGCCACAUGUAUAUAAGGGUUUCCAGACUCCAAAGACACAUCAACUUUUCCAAUGCUUUGUAGAAUUCUCAAAGUCUUUCAGCAUUUUAUGUGGCAAAUUUGCAAGAGCUGAAGUUCUACUUUUGUUGUUUUAACCAAUGAUUACGUAUUACAGUAAACCCUCAUUAUAACCGACCCAGAUAUAGCAGAUUUGGGAUAUAAUGGACAAACUCUGGCUGUGCACACUUGUUAAUUUUUAGAGAUAAUGGGGCAUGAAGAAGGUUCUGUAGUAAGAAAACUAUUUAAAAUAAAAAAGAACCCCAAUAUGUAAUCACAUUCUGUGUUUUUGUGUUCAUUGCUCAUGUUGUUUUUUUAUACCACGGUGUACUUCCAUGAGUACCCCUUCACUCAGCUAUAGUACACACUGGCAAUAAUGGACCCCCACCCAAUUAGUCCAUUAUGAAGGAGGGUUUACUAAAUUGGAUUCUUUAACAAUGCUGCUUUAACUGUGGAAGUUCCAUACCCUCUCUUGUAUUUACAUAAAAUUUAUAAUGAUACUCUCAAUGCUUAGAUUGUAUAGCGUUGAACGAUAUAAUGUUACUGAAUGAUGAAUUUGGAAUUGAUGAAGGAAGCAGCCACGCCUUAAUUUGAGGCACUGUUCCAGCACUUACAUUUAGGGCCUGAGGAAAACUGAAAAAUUGAGUCAGUAUAUCUGUUCUCCAGGCUGAGGUUUCUGUCAAGGACCUCCUGAAUAUGAAGCAGAAUUACCACUCACCUAGCCGCCAGGUUUGGUGAGAUGGGUAUUUGAUCAUGAAUGGUGAGUAGGUAAGGAUAGGCACGGAGCCAAUAAUUUCCUGUUUCAAGUUUCUUUAUAGUUGCUGGCUUGGAGAGCUCUAAGUCUUAUAUGUUGAAAUAGCUGGGUAAAUCUGACAGGAGUUGUCCAGUGAUUGAGAUUAGCUCUUUCUAAGGGGCCCAA
This is a messenger RNA of Cryptotermes secundus, 3653 nucleotides long. Its product is annotated as pyridoxine-5'-phosphate oxidase. The coding region runs from base 512 to 1234 and encodes 240 amino acids. Gene Ontology annotation, molecular function: FMN binding; pyridoxamine phosphate oxidase activity. The record is from RefSeq and is a predicted model, not a curated record. Gene Ontology annotation, biological process: pyridoxal 5'-phosphate biosynthetic process; pyridoxine biosynthetic process. The transcript has 6 exons. Lineage: Eukaryota; Metazoa; Arthropoda; Insecta; Blattodea; Kalotermitidae.